GGAAGGUCCUUUGGGAUCAGCAUUCCUGAAGGCCUUUACCAGCAUAGGGUCUGUUGGGUGUCCCCUUGCUGUGUUGGCUGAACUCUCCAGCACAGAUUAGGAGGGGAUGGGGUGAGGCACUGCUUUGGGCAUGCUGGUGCCAUCCAGGUCCCCACUGCCACCCCUGCUGGUGCAAGCAGGAAACACCAGCUCAGCUUCUAAGUUUAUUGGCACUGUUGGCACCGAGGGGUGUGUUGGGAACUGGUGACAAGCGGUCACCACAUCCACGGGGCUGGUGCUGCCACCUUGACCAACGUUCCUGGCACUGCCACAGCAGCAGGGCCACAGGUGGCUGGAUGGGGAGGAUGGAUCUGGGGUUGCUUGGCUGGUAGUGUUGCCUCAGGGCAGCACUGAAGCUGUGGGGCAGCAGCUCCAGCUGGCAAGUAUGAGAGACGCUGUCUGGGGAGCAGGGUGGGAAGCAGACCAAGGAUUUUCUUCAACUCUGUUUAAAUCCAUCAGGGAAGCAGCUGAGGCAGGGGUUAACCUGCCCUGCAACCUGUGCUCCUCACAGCAUAGGUGUCCAGCAGCAACAACAGAGAUUAACAGCAUUUUCACGGUUCCCUGCUCCAGGAACCCUCUUAACCCGAGGCUCAGGAGGCAUUUGUGCCAGCAGGGUGGAGCAGCCAGGGCCACACGUGGUCACCCCGGGCCAUCCCAGGGGCCCCUCAGGGGCAGUUCUGCAGCCUCUGCGUCAGUUUUCCCCUUGGAGCUUUUGAUCCAUGACCUGCCCUGUGAAUUUUGUCAAGCCCUUUAAGUUAAGUUGAUGACAGAGACAGGUGUAAAAAUAGUUUCUUAGUAGCUGACCUGUGUGCAGGGAUUUUUCCUGGCCACCACCACCACGGGAGCCCCGUGACCCAUCGGUGGGGGGACCCUGCAAGGGGAGAGGGGUGGCAGCCAAGCAGUGAGAAGACAGCUCUGCAGAAACCCAGCAACGGCGGGAGCUGCUGAGGCCGAGGGACAGAGGGGACAGCCCAGCCGAGCAGAACCCGACCCCAUGGGCUCCCGGCACUUCCCUGCCCGGACCGUGCUCUUUGAGAGGGAAUCCAAUGGUGUCACGUACCGCGUGCCCGCCCUGCUCUACCUGCCCUGUGUGGCCAAGCUGCUGGCGUUCGCCGAGGAGCGGCUCAGCGCCGACGACGCCCACGCCAACCUGCUGGUGCUGCGCCGCGGCACCAUCUACGGCAGCUACGUGGAGUGGGAAGACAUGCGCGUGCUGGAGACGGCGACGCUGCAGCACCACCGGUCGAUGAACCCCUGCCCACUCUAUGAUGAAUUCACAGGCACCCUCUUCCUCUUCUUCAUCACGGUGCUGGGCAGGACGCCCGAAGCCUACCAGAUUGUCACUGGCCAGAACGUCACCCGCCUCUGCUGCGUCACCAGCGCCGACCAGGGCCUGAGCUGGAGCACAGCCACAGACCUGACACAGCAGGUCAUUGGUGCAGCCAUCAAAGACUGGGCGACGUUCGCGCUGGGCCCUGGGCACGGGAUCCAGCUGCGCUCCGGCCGGCUGCUGGUGCCCGCCUACAGCUACCACAUCGACUGCAAGGAGUGCUUCGGGCAGCUCUGCAAGACCACCCCGCACUCCUUCGCCUUCUACAGCGACGACCACGGCCACGGCUGGCGCUUCGGGGAGUUCAUCCCCAACCUGCAGACGGGCGAGUGCCAGCUGGUCUCGGUGGAUGAGGAGGAUGGAUCCAACGUCCUGUACUGCAACGCCCGCAGCCCGUUGGGCUUCAGGGUCCAGGCGCUCAGCACGGAUGACGGGGCCGUCUUCCACAGGGGGCAGCUGGUCCAGCGGCUGGUCGAGCCCCCCCAUGGCUGUCAUGGCAGUGUCAUCGGCUUCCCAGCACCAUUUGUGUAUGUCCCCACCAUCUCCCAGGACUCUGUGUUGCCCCUCCGGGGCUCAGCUCGACGGCUGCUCCCCGGAAUGUUCCAGGGGUUUCGGUACCUGCCCACCUGGAAGGCAGCAGGUGAUGAGCUGCCCACUGUGGCCACUGGCAGCCACCACGAGCCAGACGAGCCCGAUGAGGACUGUCCUACCCCAGGGCAUCACCAACAAGCCCACAGUGUCACCUUGGCCCAGGGGGACCCUGUGGCAACCCGCAGCCCCACUCCCUUCUUCCAAGCACCGACAUGGAUCCUCUACUCCCACCCCACCAGCUCCAUGUCACGGGUCAACAUGGGGGUUCACCUGAGCACCUUCCCCAGGGAUGCAGAGAGCUGGACAGAGCCCUGGGUCAUCUAUGAGGGCCCGAGCGCUUACUCAGACCUGGCUUACAUGGAGCUGCCCUACACGGAGGCCCCGGUGGCCGGUGGCACAGCCAUCGCCUUCGCCUGCCUCUACGAGAACGGGACGAGGUCGCCCUACGAGCAGAUCUCCUUCAGCAUGUUCACGCUGCACGAUGUGCUCCAGAACAUCCCCGUGACAGCCACUGCUCCCCGCCAGGGCCGCAGCCCCCGGCGCCGCGGGAAGCGGGGCCGAAGGAGCUGCCCCGUGUCCUAGUGCCCCCCCGGGCCAGCUCCCCCCACCCCCCCAGUGCCAGAUCCCGGGACAUCAACCCAUAGCCUGGGGUCCCACCCCCCCCCGUCCAGCACGGCCACAUCACGCAGAGCAGUGUUACCAUCCCCCGGCUGGAUUUGAUCUCACUUUUAUUGUUAUUUUUUUAUUAUGUAUCGGUUGGUGGGGAGGCUUGUGCGCCCCGCACAGCCCCCGGCUCCUUUCCAGCAAGAGCCACCUCAUGAAACAGAUGCUGGGGGCAACAGCAAUGCCAAAAGGAGGCAGCUGGGGGCACCCUGUGCCAUCCCUGUGUGCUGGGACAGGGGGACACGGUGCUCCAGCUGUGCCACAUCUGGUACCACCCCCCUGCUCCGGGGGUUUCCCUCCCCUUGUUAUAAAUAGUUAUGUUAUAUAAAUGUUUUAUAUGUUAUAUAAAUGUUUCAUGUUAUAUAACAUUAAAUCAUUCCUUAUGCAUGAAAAGGCUUUUUCUCAGUGGUCUCCUGAAGUCACUGUGAGGGUUUGGGCUGGAGUAGAGUUCAGUUCCUUCAUCACAGCUGGGAUAGGGCUGGGUUUUGGAUUUGGGCUGACAAUAAAGAGAUGUUUGUGUUGCAUCACUUGUCUGCCUUGGGUUCUAUUUCUAUCUCUUUAUUAUUUUCCUUUACAUUACAAUUUAUUAUUAUUAUUUCAAUUAUUAAACUGCU
Molecule: messenger RNA, 3237 nt
Organism: Chiroxiphia lanceolata (lance-tailed manakin)
Lineage: Eukaryota; Metazoa; Chordata; Aves; Passeriformes; Pipridae
Gene: NEU4
Product: neuraminidase 4
Exons: 5
Coding region: 1034-2542 (502 amino acids)
Biological process (GO): ganglioside catabolic process; oligosaccharide catabolic process
Cellular component (GO): cytoplasm; membrane; lysosome
Molecular function (GO): exo-alpha-sialidase activity
Source: RefSeq, a predicted model, not a curated record